This is a messenger RNA of Salmo salar (Atlantic salmon), 1217 nucleotides long. Its product is annotated as phospholipid phosphatase-related protein type 5-like. Lineage: Eukaryota; Metazoa; Chordata; Actinopteri; Salmoniformes; Salmonidae. Gene Ontology annotation, cellular component: plasma membrane. Gene Ontology annotation, molecular function: phosphatidate phosphatase activity. Gene Ontology annotation, biological process: phospholipid metabolic process; phospholipid dephosphorylation; signal transduction. The record is from RefSeq and is a predicted model, not a curated record.
CCAACUCGAUGUGCCAUGACAGAAAAAUGCUCUGUGAAUAUUACCGGCAAUGCAUUUUUUAACAAGCAUGAGUGGCAGUAGGAGACAUGUGGUGAUGACCGGAGUUGUUAUGGUCAGGCUGUUGCUCUAGGCUAGGGCGGAGAAGGCUGCAUGAAUGGCAGGGCUUUCUCUCCUCAGUGAAGUGAUUUGUUAAAUGUUCUUUCCUCUACCUUUGACGAACAUGCUUUAUUUUCAGCUGGUGAUCAUGACGGGGACGGUCAUGCUAGCGUACUACUUCGAGUACACGGACACGUUCAACGUGCACGUCCAAGGGUUCUUCUGCUAUGACAAUGCCUACGUGAAGCCUUACCUCGGACCGGAGGAGUCCAGCGCGAUCCCACCGACUUUACUGUAUGCGCUCGUGGCAGUGGUCCCUACACUUGUGAUGAUGAUCUCAGAGGCUGUCCUGUUUUUGAUACAGUACUCCUCUAAAGAGCUGGAUGACCAGGAGAAGACCAUCCAGACUGGAGACUGCUGCUACCUCAACCCUUUGGUGCAAAGGACCUUUCGCUUUCUGGGGGUCUACAUGUUCGGCCUGUUCACCGUGGACAUCUUUGUGAACGCCGGCCAGGUGGUGACUGGGAAUUUGGCCCCCCACUUCCUGACGGUGUGUAAGCCCAACUACACAGCCCUGGGCUGCCAGCACACCCUGAUCUACAUCAGCCAACAGGAGGCCUGCACCGGGAACCAGGAGGAUAUCCUGCGCGCACGCAAAACCUUCCCCUCCAAAGAGGCUGCGCUCAGCGUCUAUGCAGCCUUCUAUCUUGCUAGUUACAUCACAUGUACAGUGGAAGUCAAAGGAACGAGGCUAGCCAAGCCUGUGCUGUCCCUGGGUCUGAUGUAUCUGGCUUUCCUCACGGGACUCAACAGAGUGGCUGAGUACCGGAACCACUGGUCUGACGUCAUCGCUGGAUUCAUCAUAGGAGUGGCCAUUGCCACUUUCCUGGUGGUGUGUGUGGUGCAUAACUUCAAAGGCGAGCUGUUGCUGAGUGGUGAAGACCCCCCACAGGAGAACAUGUCUAGAGUGGAGAGCCCGCUGGAUAAGUACAUCACAUUGCAGAAUCACAUCGCCUUCGCUGAGGUCACAUGAUGCUGAAUCAGCCGUUUGGCAAACCCAUUGGACAGCCACGCUCUUCACCGUCCAAUCAAAAAAAUCAAAUAGCUCUUCACCUGCCAAU